Messenger RNA from Ruditapes philippinarum (Manila clam), 785 nucleotides. Its product is annotated as solute carrier family 35 member F2-like. The record is from RefSeq and is a predicted model, not a curated record. Gene Ontology annotation, biological process: transmembrane transport. Gene Ontology annotation, cellular component: membrane. Lineage: Eukaryota; Metazoa; Mollusca; Bivalvia; Venerida; Veneridae. Gene Ontology annotation, molecular function: transmembrane transporter activity.
CUUACUGUAUUACUGCAUUGUUUAGUUGCUAGGAAUCUGCACUAUUUCAGUUGAUCAGUUGAUGUCAAUUAUUAAAGAUAUGACUGUGCACACAUCUUAUGGAUAUUUGGUAUAUUACUGAACCCAAUGCAUCAAAUGUUACUUUAAGUUAAGAUACUAAAUCAGUUUGAUACUGAAAUUUUUUUUCUGAACAAUUUGAUUCUCAAUAGCUACUUAAAAAUUAGAAUUUUCAUUUAUUAUAUGUUUAUUUCUUUUUGGCUUUAAUUUAUUUUUUAACAUUUUUCUCACAAUGAUAUGGCAGAAUUUAAAAGGCUGUAACCAAAGGUAUUUUCUGAAGGCAUUGUUUUUGGGUCAGUUUAUUUCUUUGUUACUAUGUGGAACAGCUGUCAGCACUGGUCUGUUACAACAACAAGGUGUUAAUAUACCUACAGCCCAGAGUUUCUUUAACUAUGUGUUAUUAUGUUUGGUUUUUACAACAAUUUUAUGUUGUCGGAAAAAUGGGAGAUCAAUGGGAGAAAUUUUUCGCAGUUGGGGUUGGCGUUACUUCCUGAUAGCAGUUAUAGAUGUAGAGGCAAAUUACUUGGUGGUUAAAGCUUAUGCAUAUACCACUGUCACCAGUGUUCAGUUAUUGGACUGUUUUAGUCUGGUCAGUGUGAUGAUUCUGUCACGUUUCUGUCUUCACACAAGGUAUCGUGUACAACACCUAGGUGGCGCUGCAGUCUGUCUUAUUGGUAUGGUUGGAUUAGUGCUCACUGAUGUAUUAGUGGGGAAAAAUGAUAAUCAAG